Molecule: messenger RNA, 3168 nt
Organism: Porites lobata
Lineage: Eukaryota; Metazoa; Cnidaria; Anthozoa; Scleractinia; Poritidae
Source: the annotation of a GenBank genome assembly
AUGGAAAUUGUCAUCUUUUUUCUUUCCUUCUUGGUAAGUAUCAAGAAUUACGUUAAUGUAAAGCGGUCUCACUGUUCCGAAACUCGAACUAAGCAGUGUAGAAAGGCGACUUCUUGAGUCUCUGAAGGCAGAAACUUAGGAAGGACUUGGCGAGAAAUUAAGCUCUUAACCUUAAAUUUUGACAAUGUCUAGUUUAAUUAUGUCCCUGUAUCGAUAACUACCUGACUUUUCUUACUAACAGCAGAAGCUUGCGUAUGUCAUUUCUCCUCUUUAGGUGAAAUUAACAUCCUCAUCCAUAUUUUGUGAAGAAAACCAAAGGGCAUACGGUCUGUUUGGAUCCUUGGGACUUGAUAACUUAACUGUUCAGGCGCUUGGCUUUAGCAUCAUUAUUCUUGUCUUGGCUUAUAACCUUUUGAGGCUAAAGCAAAAUGAAAGUGUAAGAAUUGAGAUCGAGCCAUCGUCGAAUAAGGAUGACUCUCAAGAUCCCGGUCCAAGUGAGUAACUGGCUAUCAGGAUAAAUGUUAUCUCCUGUUGUUUUUAUUCCCUCAGCUAUCAAAGAGAUCAUUUGACUCAGUGAGCUAUUUUAUGAGACUGAGCAUUCAGCAGUGGAACUUGUACUGCCAAUAGCGGUGUCCUCUACCAUGAGUUCUGUAUGCAAUUCAUUUUGCGAGGAAAAGAGCAAGUGUUACCCACUGUCAAAGAGAUUUUCCACCAGUCUUAGUAAACCAUGAAGUCAGUCUAACUUUCAAGCACAUAACCGAGUUUCUCUUCACAAUUUGCCUUCAUUGAAGGCUUCAGAUGCGACACAUUUCACACACAAAAAAAAAACAAGUAGAGCAAAGACCAGAAAGACCAUUCAAUGUGCCGAAGUUACUGAAAUAACGUAGUUCGGCGCGAAAUCGCCUUUUUGUGUAUAUUUUGAAACUCCUCGCAUGCAAAAAAUGUAACGAAUAUUACAAGUGCAUGGUCAGAACUCGAUUUACCGGUUUGAUGGUGAACUCACUCGUACGCACAUUUAAAGAGUUCCGCAACCUCUAGUACGGCAUUAAAAAAGAAUUAAUAAUCAUUUAUACUUCUUCGUGUACUAAUUUUGUUACCUUCGGGUCAUAGAAAGGUUGUGCUUUGAGCGCCGGUCUAGUGCUAUUAGAAGCUAAAGAAUGUAGAACUCAAAUUCAGUUUGGAUCAAGCUAAAACGGCGAGCAUUUAUGGGGUAAUAUGCAAUAUUACAGUUUUCAGUCCUCUCAAAAUUACAAGUGCAUUUUAUAGCCUGCACAUCAUUAUUACAACUAUAUCAUAUCAUUAUAGCACAAAUAUGUCAUAUUCAGUUAUUAUUACAACUGUUUUUUUAAAGAACUCGAAGAGAUCAUCGCAGAUCCAGAGUAUCCUAACAGAUAUACAAAAGACCACGCAGUAUUUGAGAAGGCAGGUGUGGAAGUUUUAGCUUCCAGAAAUAGCUCUAGACCAACUGGAAAACAAGUGCGAGUACCGUGUGAUAUGGCGUUGCAAGCUUUAUAUGCGAGUGAGUCAGCAGAGCCUGAUCUCUUGCAGGAGGAUGAAUUGUUACUAAGCCCCAUACUAACUCUGAUGUCAAGUACAAGGUUAAAUGAACUGCUUGAACUUCGCAUACCUCAUAGUGCUAAUAUGGUUUUAUCGUGUAAGAAUUGGACAGUAAUUUUGAAAGAGAAACUAAACAGCGCAAAGUGGGCCUCUGUAGCAGAGACUGAUAAGAAGGAAGCACAAGGAAUAAAAAAUUUUGUAACAAACAGCAACCAUGUGAGGUUUGACACCGACCAUCUGUCGACAUUUGCUAUUGUUGGUAAAUACCACAAGUCUUCUUUGUCAGUGUUAAAACGAAUGAAGCUUGCAGCGUUCUCUACUGGUGCUAAAGUUGGAGAGGACGUUUCAAUCCGGAUUUAUUGUUUCGAUGACUGCGAAUGGUCAUUAGAGGUACGUCAGUUUCUUUUGAUUCGCACGAUUUAGUCAGAUUUUGCAUUAACGAAACUACUUUCAUUUUACGACCAGUAAGAAAGAAAUUGGAAGGCUAAGGGUGGCGUAUGCGAUUUGGCAUACAUAGAGGUACAUGGGCCGAGCUCAGUGCUGCAAUCAAAGGUUUCCUUUAUCGUCACUGCGACCUUCUGGUUAUUUACACUGUGAUCGUGAUGGAGUGGCCAGCUUAAUUACCUGCCUCAGAUUUCACUUCCUAAGUUAACUUUCAACUUUUUCUUAAUACAGAGAAUAAUGGCGAGGGAGCAGAAGGAAGGAGGAAAAAUGGUAUCAUCAAUUGAAUCACUAAACUUCUCUGUUACCCUAGAGAAUGAUGUAGAAAUUACCGUAAAGGACGUUGCAGACUGGCAGCUAAACCAAGAUUCAACAAAGGUAUCAGAUCUCACUGUCUCAGUAAAUUGGCUAAGCUAUGCGCUUUGAGCCUGGCCAUGUUAAAUGGACUAGUAAGAAAGGCUUAGACUAGAUAUGGCUGUUUUUGCUUUAUGUCGAUAGAUUCACGAAGAUGUUGGGAUGUUAAUUUACAAUGUAGUACACAAAACUUGGUUCGCUGUACCUUUGCUGUUUGUGUAGCUCUGGUACGACUCGUAUAUGAAUAAAAAACAAAAGAAUUGUACACCAGCCAAGUUAUGGGGAGGGGGGGAGGGGAAUUUUUGAGCCGCAGGAAUUGUUUUUCGUUAUCAAAUUCCUUGAAUGAAUUUUUUUUAGGCCGUAGCAUGAAUAUUUUUUAGAGUUAAUUAGCGUGCAUGAAUUUGUUUUAAUUUAAUUUUGCCUUGCGCGAAUAUUUUUUUUGUACUUCGCCCGCCCCCCCAUAAGUUUUCUAAUGGUCCGUCCCUAAGCGAGUUCGGAUGUAACGUCACCUGUCUAGUUCAGGAGGCGCUAAGUUCCAAGCCUCCUCCGCUCACUUGGAUACAAAGACGUAGCCACUGCACUUUAUUAACUAUGGUGUCUUAGACCUUUGAAAUACCUUUUGACCUUGAACCUCUUUCUUCACAGAAACUCAGUUAUACUUCCUUGAAGAGCUCCUUCAACCUUAUCCCUUACUGCGAACUUAUGUUUCAUCCUACAAACAAUACAGGCAAUGGCUUUUUUGUUGCAAUGACCUUUGCUCAACAGCCGUCAGAGAAAACCGUGCUGUAUGCUAGUGUAACAAUAAAAAAAAGGUGA